AUGGAAGAGAAUGUCUAUACUACAUGGGAAAGUGUACUGGAUACAUUAAGCCCUACUGAACUAGAACGCUUGGAAAACAACGCAAUUUUAGAAUGUGCCAUUCGGGGUAAGUCCACGUACGCCAAUGGUUUAUGAACAAAUCCUAAACUUAUAGGGACAUUUUGUUUUAACAAACGCGAAUUUCAUUCGUCUUGCAGAUGAUCUAUUUGAACAUCUCACAGCAAGUCAUUGGCAAAGUAUUGAUGCUGCUAUCAGAGAAAAUAUUGGUAGGUUAUUAGCUAGGCAAUUGUUGUGAGAUGCUAUUUUCUGUGACAUGCAGUUUUAUUAAAGUUUUAUUGUAGGUUAUCGUUGUGAAGAGUGCGAAAAGGUUUAUCGUCAUUUGCCAAAUCUUUCAAGGCAUAAGCGAUUACACCACGGGCUAGCAUCCGAUGGACGCCGAAAUAAGAGAGAAAUUGGUAAGUAAAGUCAGUGAAUUAUUCCUCGGACUGCGACUGAAAUAUAAUUUUGAAUUUCUGAACUGAACUGAAAUAUGUCUUUCUAGAUGAAACAGAACAGACAACAAAUAAGCGUCCCAGAGCAGAUCAAACUUGCGACCAGGAAGGCAAUGGACAACCUGCUGAUGAAGAUCCAAUCAACGAGGAAGGGGGUGAUUUGUCAGAGGAUGAUGUAUCAGAUGAUCCACCCAAAUGGAACGUCGAGCUUGAAGAGCUGCUACGUCGUUACGAACCACUAAUCAACGUUGGACAUCGCAUUCAUCCAAGGCAAGCCAUUUAUAAUUUCAGAGUAGAUGAUAACUUUGUGUUCGAUCAGUUAGUUGAUGAACUGCGAAAUAUUUAUCGUCAACACCGUAAUGCUUUUAAAAUCAAUUUAAAUUUCAGUUUUGUUUUACGAAAUAUCGAAACUGGUGAACUGAGGUUUUUUUAUGCCUCGAAUAACACCGCCAUGCUUGAUAGGCCUAUGUUAAUACAUGAUAAUGCGAGUUUUAGGGACUUUAUAGAGGUCCUACGUACCUUAGAUAUUUUAGAAUGGGUCAGAAAUCAUCGACCCAACAGCAAAUGGGUUUUCUUUAAAUUAGUUCAAACCUUACUUACGGUCACUAGGCUUAAUUUUCCCAUCGGUUCUGGUAUAGAAUUACCUCAUUACAUAACCGCAAACGAGGCUAUUGUAAGUGUAAUCAGGGAAUCGACAUUCGGGUGAAGCUUAUAACGACAAUCUCUGUUUGCUUCGGUGCCUCGCUUUGCAUCAAAGGGAGGGCGAAAGACAUUUUAGACGUGCUACGAACGCAAAUUUCGAGCUGUAUCUCCAGGAAAUCAGCUUGGCUCCGGAGGAUUUUGACGGGGUAGAUAUAAGUGACCUGUACAUAGCGGAGGAACUUUUCCAAGUGUCCAUUGAGGUAUAUUCAAUUGAUGAACACGGUCAGGCAUUUUGUAUUCGGCGUUCUGCAAAAGAUUUUCCUCAAAUGUACGUGAAUCGUUACGAAAAUCAUUUCAGUUUUAUUGGAGAUAUUAAAGCUUACUGUGACUGUUUUGUAUGUACCAAAUGUGAUAAAAUUUUUAACACUCCUUACCGAUUACAUAGACACGAACGCACUUGCGAUACCAAUGUGAAACAUAAACUUCCGGGUGGAACUUUUCGAGUAAACAAGACGGUAUUUGAAGAGCUUGAAGAUCUAGGUUUUGAAUUUGAACCAAGCGACAAAUUUCACCCUUAUUUUUCUACCUGGGAUUUGGAAAGUUUUCAAGUUGAAAGUUCUAAUGAGGCAGAAGAGCAUAGAGCACUCCAAUGGCUUUCAGAGCAUGUACCUGCUUCGAUUUCGGUUGCAAGUAACGUUCCCGGUUACGAAAGUGUCAAAUGUUUCGUAACCACAGGGGAUGAAAAACGACUAGUCAGUGAUUUUGUGGAUUACUUACUUGAGAUAAGUGACUUGAGCUACCGUCUACUUCGCGAAAAGUACGAGGAUGUAUUUUCCCAAUUGGAAAUUAUGAUUCGGAAUUUACCUGAGGAUGAUGAGAAAGGCAGAGCAGAUAUUUUGAAACUCAAAAAACGAUUUGAUCUUUUUCUUUUUGAAUUUGCUGUCGUAGGGUUUAAUGCGUCUCGUUACGAUAUAAAUGCCAUUCGCAAGUCGUUCUUUAAGAUACUCCAAAGUGUCGAGUCAGAGGAAGAUUUAGAAACAAACGGAAUUGACUUCGUAGUGAAACGGAAUAACGCAUACAUGUGCUUGAAAACAGCGCGUUUGAAAUUCGUAGAUAUUUGCAACUACCUUGCGCCGGGAUAUAGCUAUGCUGACUUUUUAAAAGCGUACGGUUGCAGUGCUCAAAAAGGCUUUUUUCCGUACGAGUGGUUUGACAAUGUUGAAAAGUUAGAGUUUGACCGGCUUCCCCCGCACGAGGCAUUUUUCAGCGCUUUAAAAAACGCUAACAUCACUGUAGAAGAAGUUCUGCUCUGCGAUAUG
Messenger RNA from Paramuricea clavata, 2452 nucleotides. The record is from the annotation of a GenBank genome assembly. NCBI's taxonomy places the organism in Eukaryota, Metazoa, Cnidaria, Anthozoa, Malacalcyonacea, Plexauridae.